AUGUCAAGACAGAGAAACAUAGCUUCUUCAGGUGGUGAAGGUAAGCCUGAACUAAGUUCGAGUGAUGAAGAGCUACAAAUUGACGUUAAAGAAAAAUAUAAUCAUCAUUCUCAAGAUUCCAUCUUCACAUCAUUAAAUCUUGAUGAAUCAAGCAUCAUAGACGGGGCAUUUGAAUUGUUCAAAUUACUUAUACAGACAAUCUAUUCGGUCUUACCAUUCUUUAUUAUAUUUUACCUAUAUUCAAUAUAUCAAACAAAUGAGGAACAUUUCUAUGCACCAGAUUUCCCCAAUUCAUUACAUUCAAGUUCAAUAGAUUCACUUAAUGAUAUUGGUGUGGAAUUUUAUGAUUUAGCAGAUUUCAAAUCAACAGGUAAUGGUUGGCAAAAUAAUGAACGUGUUUUGUUUUUAGUUCCAUUAAGAGAUGCCUCAGCUCAUUUACCAAUGUUUUUCAGUCAUAUGAAGAAUUUAACAUAUCCUCAUAAUUUAAUUGAUUUAGCAUUUUUAAUUUCUGAUACUUCAGAUUCUACAAUCCCUGAUUUGAAAAGUCAUUUGAAAACAAUCCAAGCAGAUUCUGAUAAAUCAAAGAGAUUUGGUAGAAUUGAUAUUUAUGAAAAAAAUUUUGGACAAAUUGUUGGUCAAAGUUUUAGUGAUCGUCAUGGGUUUGCAGCUCAAGGUCCAAGAAGAAAAUUAAUGGCAAUUGCAAGAAAUUGGUUAUUAACCACAGCAUUAAGACCUGAUCAUUCAUGGGUUUAUUGGAGAGAUGCAGAUGUUGAAACUGUUCCUGCUACAAUCAUUGAAGAUUUAAUGCAUCAUGAUAAAGAUGUUAUUGUGCCAAAUAUUUGGAGACCUUUACCAGAUUGGUUAGGUUCUGAACAAGCUUAUGAUUUGAAUUCAUGGCAAGAAAGUGAAGGUGGUGUUGAGUUAGCUGAGCAAUUAGAUGAAGAUGCAGUUAUUGUGGAAGGUUAUCCUGAAUAUGCCACAUGGAGACCUCAUUUAGCUUACCUAAGAGAUCCUUAUGGUGAUGAAGAAGUUGAAAUUGAAUUAGAUGGUAUUGGAGGUGUUUCAAUUUUAGCAAAAGCAAAUGUUUUCAGACAAGGUGCAAUGUUUCCAGCUUUUUCAUUUAAAAAACAUGCAGAAACUGAAGCUUUUGGUAAGUUAUGUAAAACUAUGGGAUUUAAUGUUAUUGGAUUACCACAUUAUGUUAUAUGGCAUAUUUAUGAACCUUCCACUGAUGAUUUAAAACAUAUGGAAUGGUUAGCAAAUGAAGAAUUAAGACAACGUGAAUAUGAAAAGAAUAAAGUUGUUUAUGAUAAAGCAUGGAAAUUAGCAUUUGAAGAUGUUAGUGAUCAAUGGCGUGAAGAAAAAUUUAAUGUUUUCAAAAAUACUGAUUUAUCAAGAUUAAAAAUUGGUAGUGUUGAUUGGGAUGAAGUUGAUGAAUAUCUUGCAGAAGUUGAUGAAUUUGAAGAUUUAAGA
Molecule: messenger RNA, 1473 nt
Organism: Hansenula anomala
Lineage: Eukaryota; Fungi; Ascomycota; Saccharomycetes; Phaffomycetales; Wickerhamomycetaceae
Product: ANP1/MMN9/VAN1 family protein
Exons: 1
Biological process (GO): cell wall mannoprotein biosynthetic process; protein N-linked glycosylation
Cellular component (GO): mannan polymerase complex
Molecular function (GO): alpha-1,6-mannosyltransferase activity
Source: RefSeq, a predicted model, not a curated record